Messenger RNA from Ciona intestinalis (vase tunicate), 2613 nucleotides. NCBI's taxonomy places the organism in Eukaryota, Metazoa, Chordata, Ascidiacea, Phlebobranchia, Cionidae. The record is from RefSeq and is a predicted model, not a curated record.
AUACCCCCCCCCCCCCCACACUGCGCCAAUGUACGCGCACAUAUAUCGUUGAGCGGCAAAACGUUGCCUUUUCGUAGACGUUGAUGCGUUUUAACAGAACUUGUGGCCGUGUACCACACGCGACGCAAGGCCCAAUGCUUUGUUAUAGAGGCAUCAUUUCUACAGACAUAAUAGACAUGAAGAAAUACGCGUUUAUAUUAUGUUUAUUUGCUGUUGCAUUGAAGAAUCUUCUUCCAACUGUAAUACACUAUUGCUUCACUAUUACCAUUGAUAAGGCGGAAAAUGAGUACGAUUUCAUUGUAGUUGGCGCUGGUACUUCAGGCUGUGUAGUUGCUGCUCGACUUAGUGAAGCCAGCAACACAAGGGUGCUGGUGUUAGAGGCAGGCGGUAAGGACCUACUUGACCCUUUGAUCUCUGUUCCUGCGUUCUAUUCUCGAGCAUUGAGAAGUCACUUGGAUUGGAACUUUGAAACUGUUGAACAAAAGCAUGCGUGUAAAUCUUUACGCGGGAAGAAAAGUCGCUGGCCAAGAGGUAAAGUGUUGGGAGGCACCAGUGCAAUAAACGCCAUGAUCUAUAACAGAGGAAGCCCGUAUGACUAUGAUCUAUGGAGUGAGCUAGGAGCAGAAGGUUGGAACUAUUCGCAAGUUCUUCCAUUUUAUGAAAAGUUAGAAAACCGCGAGCAGGAUAACUCGCGAAAAUCAGAAGACGCUCCUUUGCAUAUUACAACUCUGAAGGGAUUGGAUAAAGUUGGAGCUUUUAUGGAAGCAGGAACUGAACUGGGAUAUCAAAUAAAGAAAGAAUACGAUGAUAAUUUUGAAGGAUUCUAUCGCGUUGAUGCAACCAUUAAUCAGGGAAAAAGGGAAACUGCUUCAACCGCUUAUCUUCGCCCGGCAGUUCGUAAAAGACCAGAUCAGUUGCACGUGGUAGUAAACGCACACGUUGAUAAAAUAAUAUUUGAAAAACAACGAGCGGUCGGUGUGACUUUUCUUAAAGAUGGCAAAGGAAGUUUGGUAAGAGCCAAGAAAGAAGUCAUUAUAUCCGCUGGUGCUGUUUCUACGCCGCACCUGCUCAUGUUAAGUGGAGUUGGAAAUAAAGAUCACUUGGAAAAACUUAACAUUACUUCGGUGGCAGAUUUGCCUGGUGUUGGAUCCAAUCUUCAAGAUCAUUUCUUAACUUUUGGAGGAUUUGUUGAAAUAGAAAAGAAAACUAAAAGCAUGAUAUCACGAAUAAUUGAUUUUGUUUCCAACUUAUCAUACAUUUGGUCUGGAAAGGGGUUUUACGGAAACAAUGGUGUAUGUAACGCUUAUGCGAUGAUCAACGUUGGCAAUGUAACACAACCAAGAGCCGAUAUUGUCCAACUAUUGAUGUUCUCGUUUGAAACUACUGUUAACAAAGCUAAUACACAGAAUUUUCUAGCAACUGUGAUCCACGGUUUCGCUCAGAAGUUCUCAAAGAUAAACCAGAUGACCAAGUUUUGACUUCAUUUGCCAUAAGCCCUUGCAUAAUGACCCCCUUCAGUAAAGGCAGAAUCACAUUACAGUCAACAGAUCCGUUACAGCAACCUAAUAUUGAUCCUAAUUACUUAUCAGACCCGAAAGAUGCAAAAAUGAUGGUACAAGCAUUUCGUACUGCAAAGAAAAUUGCAAACACGACAGUUUUUCGCAAGUUCGGAGCAAAGCAGAAGUUUUUAUACGACGAAUGCAACAGAAAAACUGGGUAAAAUCAUUAUUUUGGUACAAAAACUUCUUAUUGGUGCUAUCUGUUAUUGUUCAAAUUUCAGAGAUGAUUUGUACGAUUGUUUGGUAAGAAUGGAGACUCUGACGUCAUACCACCCAUGUUGUACAGCUAAGAUAGGAAAUGAGAAAGAUAACUUGGCGGUUGUUGACCCCAGAUUAAGGUUUGUCAUUUAAAUGUUACGACUAAUGAUGAAUACAGUAGGUUGGGGAAAGAUGGGGCACCUUUUUAUUAUUCUAUUUUCUCUUUCUUCUCAUUAGGUGCCUCGUGGUUGUAUUAGACAACAACCAAGUCGCAUAACAUUAUAGGUAUACUUGUAUGAAAUCAAUGUAUAUAACUACUGGUUAUAUAUACAUUGAUGAAAUCAAAAACAAUGUAUAUAGGUUUAAAAUAAGAAAGCCAUCAACCAGAGUCCAGAAUGUUUUCACAGGAUGUAUGACCUACAUUUAUAUACAGUUCGUGUCCUGUUAGCAUUCGGUGUUCUGCUAUUAAAAUGUCCAAACUGACACUUGGGCAUGAGAACUGUGUCAGUAGUAUACGUAUAAGUUGUACGUAAAAAAGUAAAACUUCAUGUUUUACCAGGGUCUACAAGGUAAAAGGCCUAAGAAUUGCCGACGCUUCAGUAAUGCCGGCAAUAACAUCAGCAAAUAUACAAGCGCCGUGUUACAUGAUUGGCGAAAAAGCUGCUCACAUGCUUAAAGAAGAUUGGAGACUUUGAAAACUUUUCAAACGUGUUAUUUUCUAAUAAACGCGGCAAAAAUUACGCACAAUGCGAAUUAGUGAAGUAAUAAUAUUCAAAAUUAUACUUGUGCACGAGUUGGUAUAGUUAAUAAAAAUUAAUUUGUCGAUUUACUAAGUAUAAUAAAUACACACAAGUUG